Molecule: messenger RNA, 1987 nt
Organism: Rhizophagus irregularis DAOM 181602=DAOM 197198
Lineage: Eukaryota; Fungi; Glomeromycota; Glomeromycetes; Glomerales; Glomeraceae
Source: RefSeq, a predicted model, not a curated record
AUUUUAAUCUUUUACAAUUUAAUUUAAGUGCUUUUUUGUUAAAAUAGCUUUUUUUUAUUAUAAUAGAUAAAAACAUAUUUCAUUGAAUAUGAUAAUAUUAUUGAAUUAUAUGGAAUAUCACAAAACUCAGCUACUAAGGAUUAUAUUAUGGUUCUUGAAAUUGGAAAAAAUUGUGAAAUAUGUGGUGAAAUAUAUGCAGAUUUGACCUAUAAAUAGUGUAAAUCAUGUCAAAUAAAUGAUCUAAAGAAUAGAUUUGGAAAUUGGACAAGUGGAAAUAAAAUAAUUGAUGAAUUAAUUCAAGAAGAACAACUAAAAAUUAAAAAUCAUGAUGAUAUAAUAGUUGAAUGGAUGCCAUAUUACCGGUUUGGUAAUAUUAAGAAAGUAAACAAGAGUGAUACGACUUUACAAUAUUCAGCAAUAUGGAUGAAUGGUCCAUUAAAAUAUAAUGGAAUAAAGUGGGAAAGAAUACCUAAUAAAAAAGUUACUUUGAAAUAUUUAUGUAGUUCACAAAAUAUUACCAAUGAAAUUUUAAAUGAAGUUAAUUCAUAUUUUAUUAAAGUGAAUAACUUACCAUUAAAUCAACCUACUGAUUAUAGUAGAAUAUUACAUCCAACUAAAGAUAUAUCACCUAAAAUAUAUGGAAUAUCUCAAAAUCCAAUUACAAGAGAUUAUUUUAUAGUUAUUAAAGGUUAUUGUAAAAAAUGUAGUGAUCAUUAUACAGAUAUUGAACAUAAAUGGUGCAAACCAUGUCAAAUAAAAUAUUUAAAAAAUAAUUUUAUAAAUUGGACCAGUGAAAAUAAAAAAAUUGAUGAAUUAAUUCAAGAAAUGCAAUUAAAAAUUAAAAAUUAUGAUGAUACAAUAGUUGAAUGGAUACCAUACGACCAGUUUAAUAAUAUUAGAAAAAUAGGUAAAGGUUGUUUUUCUACAGUAUAUUCAGCAUUAUGGGAGAACGGUCCAUUACAAUAUAAUACAAAUUACGAAGGGUUGGAAAGGGAUCAUAGUAUAGAAGUUGCUUUAAAGUGCUUACAUGAUUCGCAAAAUAUUUCAAAUGGGUUAUUAAAUGAGGUAAAAAAUUACUCUAUCAAUCAUAAUAAAAUUCUUAAAAUAUAUGGGAUAUCUCAAAAUCCAAUUACAAAAGAUUAUAUUAUUGUUCUCCAACUUGCAAGUGAAGGUUUUGUUAAUAGUAGAUAUAUUAAAAAACCUUGGUAUCGAAUUGAAAAAUUGUAUAUAUUGUAUAAAAUUAUUGACUGUCUUGAAAUUAUUCACAACAAUCAAACAGUUCAUCGUGAUUUACAUAUAGGAAAUAUAUUAAUAUUGCCUUCUGAUCAAUUUUCUGAUGAUAUAUGUAUUAUGGAUAUGGGAUUAUGUAAGGAAGUCGAUAAUAUAAGUAAUACAGUUUAUGGAGUUAUGCCUUAUGUAGCUCCUGAAAUAUUAAGAGGAAAACCUUAUACUCAAGCGGCUGAUAUAUAUAGUUUUGGUAUGAUUAUGUAUUUUGUAGCAACUAGAAGACAAACUUUUGCCAAUUGUGCUCAUGAUGGUAUUUUAGCAUUAAAUAUAUGUAAUGGAAUUAGACCCGAAAUUAAUGAGCAGGAAGCACCAAAAUGUUACAUUGAGUUGAUGAAAAAGUGUUGGAGUUCAAAUCCAGAUGAUAGACCAAAAGCGAUCGAAAUUAAAGAGGAAAUUAAUAAACAAAUUGAAGAAGCAAUAAGAAAUAAAAAAUUUAGAUUUUUAAACAUUGGAAGUAACCAAUCAACUGUUCAUCCCAAAGCUUGUUAUACUUCUCGAUUGCUUAAUCCAUUUACAAAGAAUCUCCCAAAGUAACAAUAAUUCAGUAGAAGUCAUUGAUUUUACAAAGUUAACUUACAUUGCUUUUAUUCAAAUUUUGACAAGAAUUUAUUAAAUUAGUUUAUUAAUAGGUUAUCAUCGGGGGAAUAAAAAAAAUUUUAAUUUACCAUUUUAUUCAUUAAUUUUAAAAUAUACUAUGAUA